Blepharisma stoltei is the source of this 2860-nucleotide messenger RNA. The record is from the annotation of a GenBank genome assembly. Lineage: Eukaryota; Ciliophora; Heterotrichea; Heterotrichida; Blepharismidae.
AUGGCUAGCCCAAAUAGAGAAGAUUUAGUCCUCAAAUGUAUCGAUGGUAAAUACAAAGGCCGAUUCAUCUAUGUGAACCCGAAUGUAAACUAAAAUUAGUCAGAAGGCGAAAAAUUUGGGUCAGGAAAUCCAGAGGUCGAUGGCUUAACCAUUUCUAUAGAAAAUGUUGGGCUUGAUACCCGACAUGCCAAAAUUGAAUACAGCAAUGGCCACUACUACCUAACUGACUUAGGCAGCUCAAGCGGAACUUGAAUAAAAAUCCCACAAGAUCCAGAAGUAUCAGAAGUCCUUGACCUCGGAAAAAUCAUAAAAUUAGGCAAUAUUGAUCUUGAAGUCACUGAAGGAAAAGAAGUAAAUUUAUCUGAUAACUGGGCAGAUAUGUUUAAACAUGAAUAUUUAUUAUUAAAAUCAAUAGGAGAAUUUACACUUGACGAUUUUUUGAAUAUUAAUAUACAGGUUCUUGAUAUGAGUAAAGAAAAUAAACAGGAUUUAGGAAAUGCACAAAAAUCUUUAAUAAAGUGGCCGAAGAAAUUAAGAUCGGUUAGACUGUCUUCAAAUAUGCUUACAAUUGAAAUUGGCUGAAAACCGGUAAUUAUUGGAAGCUCGUCUGAGUGUGAUGUAGUUAUUCCUACAUUGGAUGACCAAUUGGUAAAGAUAUACUAUGAAGACAAUAAAUAUUGGAUGACAAAUCUCAGCGAAAAAGCCUCUUCAGCUUUUAGAAAGCUAAAAGAAGGAGAAAAAUAUUUGAUUAGACCUGGAAUAAAUUUUAAAAUUGGAGAAGUUGAGUUUAGCACCUCACGGUUUAAUGUUGGGUUAGAUUAGAUUAGAUUAUGUGCUGUGUGUUUAUAGUCCCCACUUCCAAGAUACCAUGCAUUCCGCAGCAACAAGUCGUUGCGGGGUGGGCUCCCUCAAGGCAACUUAGGCCCGGGCCGAACCCCCCGGUUUCUCGGUAGUGCAUUUCCCUUUGACCCGAAUGGGUUUUGCAGGAACCACCAUUCCAACCCAAGCGCCAGUAUCACCACUUCGCUUGGCCAGAUCGCCCCUUACAGGAAACCUUUUAAACUGGAGAGACUUGCGCCCUUGAGAUCGUCGUCGAGCUUCGCCUUCUCUUGAGCAGCUCUUCGCACCCAAAAACCACGUCCGGAUAUGCAUAGGGACAUCCGUCACUGCCAUUUUAUGUAUAUGGUUUAAUGUUGGGUAUUGAAGUGAAGUAGGCUUAAGACCGACAAUGGAAGAUGCUCAUCAAAUUAUUGAUAAUUUGUUUAUAGAUAAUGAAAAAACAUUAUCAUAUUAUGCAGUAUACGAUGGCCAUGGCGGAUCAAUAUGCUCUAACUCUUUUUAUAUUAAAAAUAUCAUAAUUUAAGAUUAAGAUUAAGAUUACGCUGGGUAUUUAAGGUCCCUACUACGUCCGAGGUCGCAUGCCACGGUUUUCCCGUGUGGUGGCAGAGCGUUCACCAAGCCCGGGCCGAAACCCCCGGUUUCUCGGUAGAGGUAUUGUCAAGGGCCGUCUUAUACCGGCUUUGCUGACCACCUCCAUUUCCAACUUGGAUCGUCGCCUAAGUUUACGCCAACUCCGCUUCGUCGUCCGCCAGAUCUGCCCAUUGAAGGGCACCUUUUCAACUGGAGAGACCCCCGUCUCGAUGUCUAACUCGCCUCCCCUCUUUUUCGGUCAUCCCGAGAAAGAACUCAACAGCUUUCGCCAUUCGGGGCGAGCCACUAAAGCAGCUUAGGCAGGUAAUUCACCCUGCCUCAUUUCGGGCACUCACUGGGCUGAGCGCUGCUGGCAAAAAGAAGUCACGAAUAACUGCCCAUGGGUCUGGUCGCAAAAACAGCGGUUCUCGCGCUUAGGCCUCUCGCUUCGAGGUCCCGGACGUUGUUGGGCUAAUUCCUGGCUCCAAAAACCAUGCCCGGAUAUACAUGGGUAACCACCACUGGGAGGGUGGGUCGGUCGCCAUACGCCAUUUUAUGUAUAUAAAAAAAAUAUCAUAAUAAAGCCAUAAUUUUUAUAUCACAUCGAAAGCCUGUUUAAUUUUGCAUUAAUUGUAAAAGUAAUCAUGAUGGAGUGAGUUUUUAAAAAAUAAUCUUCACAAAAUUAUCAAAAAAAAAAUAAAAAAUUAUGAAAUCGAGCAUUGGCCAAGACAAAUUGCUAGAUCUUGUAUAGAAUGCGACCAGCUUUUUUACGAAACUUAUAAAGCUCAAGCAAACUCUGUAGGCUCCACAGCAGUAAUUUCGAUAAUUUUGGGAAACCGCAUAAUAGUUUGUAAUAUAGGAGAUAGCAGAGCAGUUUUAUCAAGAAAUGGAGCUCCAAUACAGCUUUCUAGAGAUCAUAAACCAACUCUGCCAGAUGAAUCGAAAAGAAUUGAAGAAAACGGUGGAAAUGUGAUUUUUGGAAGAGUUCAAGGCAAAUUAGCAGUUUCAAGAGCCUUUGGAGACUUUGAAUUUAAAGAAAAUCAAUGUUUAGAAGACGAAGAACUGAUUGGAGAGCUUGUAAUUGCAGAGCCUGAAAUUGAAAUAGUAGAAAUAAAUAAAGAAAUCGAUGAAUUUAUAGUUUUAUACUAUUCUGUUCAUAAAUAUGCAGAAUUUAAAUAAUCUAUUCCCUAAUUUUUUUAUAAAAUAAAUCCAAUCUUCAUAGCUAUUAUUUAUUUUUAUACCAAAAGGUCUAGGAUGUGAUGGACUAUUCGAAGCCUUUUCCAACGACGACCUAAUUUCCCAAAUCCGUCAAAAAAUAAGAAAAAUGUUUCCAUUCGAGCAAGACCCUCAAUUUAUCAUCAAAGAUAUUGUAAAACAAGCAGUAACUGAUGGCUUAACAAGCGAUAACGUUUCCGCAAUAUUAAUUUUACUUUCGGGUGGAAUUCAAUAA